Molecule: messenger RNA, 1584 nt
Organism: Acanthisitta chloris (rifleman)
Lineage: Eukaryota; Metazoa; Chordata; Aves; Passeriformes; Acanthisittidae
Gene: FEZ2
Product: fasciculation and elongation protein zeta 2 (zygin II)
Exons: 8
Cellular component (GO): axon; cytoplasm
Source: RefSeq, a predicted model, not a curated record
GAUUUGGAAUGCUUUGACUGAUAAUUAUGGUAACGUUAUGCCAGUAGACUGGAAAUCUUCCCACACCAGAGCUUUGCACUUGCCAACGCUGAAUCUUUCAGAAAAAGGGGUAAAUGAUAACUUGAACCUUGACCUAUCAGAUGAUGAAGAGUUGAGAGAACAGCUGGAUAUGCAUUCUAUCAUUGUUUCCUGCAUCAAUGAAGAACCACUCUUCACAGCAGAGCAGGUAAUUGAAGAAAUAGAGGAAAUGAUGCAGGAAUCUCCUGAUCCAGAAGAUGAUGAAACACCCACCCCAUCAGAUCGACUCUCCAUACUUUCCCAGGAAAUUCAGACACUCAAGAGAUCCAGUACAAACAACAGCUAUGAAGAGAGAGUAAAAAGAUUGUCUGUUGCUGAGUUAAAUGAACUGCUAGAAGAAAUUGAGACUGCUAUUAAGGAUUAUUCUGAGGAACUGGUGCAGCAGCUGGCUCUACGAGAUGAGUUGGAGUUUGAGAAGGAAGUGAAAAACAGCUUCAUUUCUGUCCUCAUUGAAGUACAAAACAAGCAGAGAGAACACAAAGAAACAGCAAAGAAGAAAAAGAAGCUGAAAAAUGGUAGUCCUCAGAAUGGCAAGCAAGAGAGAGGUCAUAUGCCUGGAACACGCUUCAGCAUGGAAGGGAUCUCAAAUGUCAUACAGAAUGGCUUCCGCCACACGUUUGGAAACUCGGGUGGAGAGAAACAGUACUUAACAACCGUCAUUCCUUAUGAGAAGAAAAACGGUCCUCCAUCUGUUGAAGAUCUUCAAACAUUAACCAAAAUUCUGCAUGCCAUGAAAGAGGAUAGCGAGAAAGUGCCAAGCUUGUUAACAGACUAUAUUUUAAAGGUUCUGUGUCCUACAUGAAGAGGACUGCCUUGCAGAAUUAGCCAUGCUCCUUUCUGUGACGAGAAGCUUUCUGUGGAUAUAACUCAUAGUAUUUUUUCAUUUGGCACUAUACCUAAAGCAGCUUCCAUUUACCUUCUCUGUGUGUGUGUGGAUUUUCUAAUCCUACAGUAAAUUGUCUGGGCAUGACAACUCAUCCAUUUUAACUUAAUAGUGCAAUGAACUGGAGCAGGGAACAAACACUGUACAGUUUUACUUGCAUUGUUCUGACUUUUUAAAGUCUAUUUUUACAUUGUAUAGCAUGUAGUAAAUCCUCCUGCACAUUUUGUUGUUGGAAGGAAAAGUAAACUUUGAAUAGUGUAAAUAAAAUAAGCCUCAUUUUAAGGAAUCCAUAUUUAAAGGCAACCUUAGUUCUUAUAGCAAAGAUGAAAAAAAGUCCAUAGUCAGACUUGGAAUUAAAUAUUCAAGUGAGCUCUCCAGGAUGCACUCCAGGGUGGUGUUGGUGAAAAUCAGUAGUCAACACUGCUUUGAAAACUAUACAACAGUAUUGUUCAUAGAGUGAAUAAAUCCAGAUUCUUUGCUUUGGCAUAAAUACAUGAGUGUUACCUAUUCUUGUUAUUUAACACAAACAUCUGAGUAAUGUAAUAUUUCAUAUUUGAUUUUAUUUUAAUUAUUAAUGUUCAUGUGGCUUUAGAUAUUCUCCCAUAUUGCUGCUAUAAUUUUAC